AUGAUACUGUGUGACACGAACCAAAUCAAAGGCCCCAGAUACCCCAUCUACCUGCCGGAGAAAAAGUUGGAGGAGUUGGAGACGACCGCAAAUGCACUCAUUGUUUGCGGCAAGGGCAUUUUGGCCACCGAUGAGACACCCACCACCUUGGGUGUCCGCUUCUCUUCCAUCAACCUUGAAAACACUCCUGAAAACCGUCGAAGGUAUAGAGAACUUAUCUAUGCCACCGACUGCUCUAUUAAAAAAUACAUCUCGGGCAUCAUCAUGCAUCCUGAGUCCCUCAAUGAACAGGCCUCAGAUGGGAAACCCAUGAUUGAGCUAAUCACUAAUCGACACAUCAUCCCCGGCAUCAAAGUGAACAAGGAGUUUGUAGUGCUUCCAGGCACCUUUGACGAGUGCACCACAGAGGGAUUGGACGAGUUAGCGCGACGCUGCGAGGAAUACUACCGGCGGGGAUGCCGUUUCGCUAAAUGGCGCUGUGUCUUCAAGAUAUCUGCGCCGACACCCUCGCGUCUGGCUCUCGGUGAAAUUGCCAAUGUGCUCGCCCGCUACGCAGCGGUCAGUCAAACGGCCGGUUUGGUACCAUUGAUUGAGCCAGAGGUGGUUGCCGAGGGCAACCACAACAUAACGACAGCCCAGAGAGUCUACCAAGAAGUUCUUUCUCACGUGUUCAAAGCCCUGCACGACUACCACAUUUUCCUAGAGGCCCUUCUCCUCGAGACAAACUUUGUUCGUGCUGGACAUACCAGCUGUUGUCAGACAAGCGCUGAAGACAAUGCAAGAACCACUCUUGAGGUGCUUCAGCGUACAGUCCCCCCCGCAGUUCCUGGUAUCCUAUUCCUAUCAGGGGGUCUCUCCGAGGAUGACGCAACGAUGAACCUGAAUACAAUCAACACAAUCGAAAGUAGAAAACCAUGGACUAUGACAUUCAGUUUUGGAAGAGCCAUGCACAACGCAGUUCUCUCCGCUUGGAAGGGCGUGGACGAUAACGUCCCCAACGCUCAGUGCGUCCUGAUGCGAUUGGCGAGGGUAAGAACAAAUUCCGUUCAUAGCUUAUGA
Hydatigera taeniaeformis is the source of this 1059-nucleotide messenger RNA. NCBI's taxonomy places the organism in Eukaryota, Metazoa, Platyhelminthes, Cestoda, Cyclophyllidea, Taeniidae. The record is from the annotation of a GenBank genome assembly.